Phragmites australis (common reed) is the source of this 1488-nucleotide messenger RNA. RefSeq lists its product as uncharacterized. Gene Ontology annotation, biological process: protein demethylation. Gene Ontology annotation, molecular function: protein methylesterase activity. The record is from RefSeq and is a predicted model, not a curated record. The transcript has 13 exons. The coding region runs from base 175 to 1146 and encodes 323 amino acids. Lineage: Eukaryota; Viridiplantae; Streptophyta; Magnoliopsida; Poales; Poaceae.
GCUUCUCCAACUCCGUUUCCCCUCGUCAGUCGUCACCCUCCUUGCCGUCGUGUCCCCCACUCCCCCUCCCCCCUCUCGCGGCUUCUCCUCGCGACGCGAGCACCGCCGGCUUCUUCGCCAGAGCACCCGCAGCGCCUUGCAUGGAACCCGCACCGCUCUCCUGCCUGCAGGAGGAUGGGGAGGAGGAGCCCGCCGGCGGAUCCGCCGCCGCCGUCCCGCCUCGCCCUGCCACGCACAGCCACUCGCUCCACAAGUACGCGCCGCUGGACUGGUCCGACUACUUCGACGAGGAGCGCCGCGUCGCCACCCCCGACACCGACGACGUUUUCAAUGUGUACACGGCCGGAUCGGAGGGGCCCGUCGUGUUCUGCCUGCACGGAGGCGGCUACUCGGGCAAGUCAUAUAAAGGACAAGGCUCGUGUUGUUGCCAUGGAUCUACGGGGACAUGGAAGAUCUACCACAAGCGAUGAUUUGGAUUUGUCCAUCGAAACUCUCACCAAUGAUGUCUUAGCUGUUAUACGUACAAUGUAUGGAGAUUCACCACCAGCAAUUAUACUCGUUGGGCAUAGCAUGGGUGGUUCAGUAGCUGUACACGUGGCUGCAAGAAAAGAAAUUCGUAAUCUUCAUGGACUUGUUGUUGUUGAUGUAGUUGAGGGAACAGCAAUGGCUUCACUGUUUCAUAUGCAGAAGAUCUUAGGAAAUCGGGCACAGCACUUCCCUAGCAUCGAAAAAGCAAUUGAAUGGGGUGUCAAAGGUGGUCCGUUAAGGAACAUUGAGUCUGCUCGUGUGUCCAUUCCAUCUACCUUGAAAUAUGAUGAAUCACGGGAAUGCUAUACAUAUCGCACUCCUCUUGAGGAAACAGAAAAGUACUGGAAAGGAUGGUAUGAGGGUCUUUCAGACAAGUUCUUAUCUUGUCCAGUGCAAAAGAUCCUGUUAUUAGCUGGCACCGAUAGACUGGACAGAGCUUUAACAAUUGGUCAAAUGCAAGGAAAAUUUCAAAUGGUGGUGGUUCGAAACACUGGGCAUGCCAUACAGGAAGAUGUACCUGAAGAAUUUGCAUCACACAUACUGAAUUUCAUAUCUCGAAACAAAAUAGGGCCUAAUGGUGUCGAGAUACCUGGCCUCAUUAAAAAAUGGCAGCAGUAGACAGAAUGCACAAGGAAGUAUGACAGUAUUUAGGAAAAUGAUGAGGGGACCUACCUACGCUAGUUUAUCUUCCAUGAAAGAGAAAAAGUUGCGCGAGAAAGGUUCAAGAUGAUCAUGUAGGCGUGAGGAAUAAUUGAUUCACGAUUUGGUUGCGACUCACGCGAUGAACGGCAUUAGUAGUUUUAUGACUUGGCUUGGGACACGCGAGUGCCUUUUGUACAAGGUUUCUUAUAUGUUUGUGUAAAAAGCUGAGCGCAUUAUAAUGCUUUCCAUGAAGGUAUGUUAUCAUGUAGCUCGUGGCCAUGUUAUAUCCAAAUGAACAUUGGCUGCAGUUGAUCUCAA